UUUCCCUUUCCCUUUUUUAACAUCAAAAUCCAACCCUGGUUUUAACGACCCUCCAAACCCUACUCAUUGUUUGUUUGUACUUUGUACCAACCUACCAUUUUUUUUUAAAUUUUUAAAUUUUUUAUAAUACAAAAGCAAAACUAUAAGAAUAUCUCUUCAUCUUUCUCUGCUUCUUCGUCUUCCAUUUACUAAAAAACAGAGACCAGAUUGAUCAAUCGACGUCUAGGGUUUGGGGAUUUUCAAUUCAAUUGGGGUUUUUUUUUCUCAAUUCUUUUGAAAUCCCCCCCACACCACCAAACCUUUGAUUUGAUUUUUCUCUGCGUCCCUGUUUCUAUCUCUCUCUGUCUCUCUCUCUCUCUCUCAUAUUGAUUGAUAUAUAGAAAUAUAUAUUUAUAUAUAUAUUAUAGGCUAUGGAAUUCAUGGAAUUUGGGGUAUCAGAUGAGUUAUUGGGUACUGUGGUUCCGAUUUUGGUUUAUUGGGUAUAUUCUGGAAUUUAUGUUAUGUUGGGAUCGUUGGAGAAUUAUCGAUUGCAUUCGAAAAUGGACGAAGAUGACAAGAAUUUGGUAUCUAAAUCCACGGUUAUCAAAGGUGUUCUUCUUCAACAGAUCGUUCAGGCCAUCGUUGCUAUCCUCUUAUUCACCGUCACUGCAAAUGACAGUGAGGCUGGCACAGUUCAAAAGCGUUCUCUGAUUGUUCUCCUUAGACAAUUCUUUAUUGCAAUGUUGGUUUUAGACACAUGGCAGUAUUUCAUGCAUAGGUAUAUGCAUGAUAACAAGUUCUUGUACCGCCAUAUCCAUUCUCAACAUCACCGCCUUGUGGUCCCAUACUCAUUCGGAGCUCUAUAUAACCACCCAUUAGAGGGUCUUCUCCUCGACACGAUUGGUGGUGCACUAUCAUUCCUCCUCUCCGGCAUGUCUCCUCGAACUUCCAUCUUCUUCUUCUCCUUCGCUACGAUCAAAACAGUCGAUGACCAUUGUGGGCUUUGGCUCCCAGGGAACCUCUUCCAUCUCUUCUUUAGAAACAACAGUGCCUAUCACGAUAUUCACCACCAACUUUAUGGAAGCAAAUACAACUUUUCGCAGCCAUUCUUUGUCAUGUGGGAUAGAAUUCUUGGCACUUAUAUGCCUUAUUCACUUGAGAAGAGAGCAGGUGGAGGACUUCAAGCUAGACCCUCUGAAGAUUGCAAGGAUAAUUGAUGAGAUUGGAUGUUUAUUAUUGUUUGUUACACAUUGUGUACCACUAGUACUAGUUUUUAUUUUUUAUUUUUCCAGCUGUUGAUUGCUUACAUGAGUUGUAUAUAUAUAUAUAUUUGUUGUAUUAUCGGUUUUCAUUUGACCAUGUAAGUUUUUGAUAAUCAUCAAUAAUGGAAGUGAGAGCCGAAAUCUUCACCGUGGUUUAUGUGGCCUUAUCUUU
Camellia sinensis is the source of this 1413-nucleotide messenger RNA. RefSeq names its product sphinganine C4-monooxygenase 1. The record is from RefSeq and is a predicted model, not a curated record. NCBI's taxonomy places the organism in Eukaryota, Viridiplantae, Streptophyta, Magnoliopsida, Ericales, Theaceae. Gene Ontology annotation, molecular function: iron ion binding; oxidoreductase activity. Gene Ontology annotation, biological process: lipid biosynthetic process.